AUUUUCUGCAACAUCAGAAAUUAGGGUUUCACUUGCAAGCUGGAAGAUGCCUCGAUAUGAUGAUCGAUAUGGGGGUGACCGAUAUGGUACAACAACACGGCUGUAUGUUGGCCAUUUGUCCUCACGGACACGAUCACGUGAUCUGGAGCACAUCUUUAGCAGAUAUGGGAGGUUUCUGGGAUUUUUGCCUGUCCUGGAGGUCAAAGGUGGGUGUGUGACCAUGGUGGAGUGUCUUGACGAGUGUUAGGAGACUUUGGCGAUUCUAUCUGUAGUUGUAUUGCGUUUUUAAUCCAAGCAACAAUCUCAUACUGGUGUGUUUAGUUCGAUUUGUGGGACGAUGUAUGAUGCACUCCCAGUACGUAAAGUUAUGAUGGCCUUACUGUUUCUGGAAACCGUUUGCGCAGAGUACGGGAUGUGGAUAUGAAGCACGACUAUGCCUUUGUUGAGUUCAGUGAUCCGAGAGAUGCUGAUGAUGCAAGAUAUAGCCUCAAUGGUCGUGACAUUGAUGGCAGUCGUCUUAUAGUGGAGUUUGCUAAAGGGGUGCCCCGUGGGCCAGGUGGUACCAGAGAAUAUAUGGGCAGAGGUCCUCCUCCUGGAUCUGGACGCUGCUUCAAUUGUGGCCUUGAUGGUCACUGGGCUAGGGAUUGCAAAUCAGGUGACUGGAAGAACAAAUGCUACCGUUGUGGUGAGAGAGGUCAUAUAGAAAGGAACUGUACUAACAGUCCUAAAAAGCUAAGUCGACGUGGUAGAAGUUACUCAAGGUCACCGGUGAGAUCAAGAUCACGUUCACCUCGCCGUGGAAGAAGCCGUAGUAGAAGUUUCAGCCGGAGUCGCAGCUACAGUCGAUCAAGGUCUCCCCAAAAGAGGGAAAGGAAGACAGACCGUGUGAAGGGAUCCAGGAGUCCUCGCUAUAGCAGCAGGAGCCCUGAUAUAAAAAACUCUCCACCCCCCAAGGCCAGGAAGCGGAGCCCAACUCCAGAAGAUGCCAGCCCAUUUGGGAGAGGUAGCCUUUCCCCAGGGAUGGAUAAAAUAGCUACUGAACAAGAUGGGUCUGACUAUGGUGAAAGUCCUAGAGCUAGGACUCCUAGAAGUGCGAGUCCUGUGAGUCCCAUUAGAGGGAGUCCUGUUGCCAACAGGGAUGAGAGUCCGUUGGAAGCUAAUGGAGGAGCCAAUGGGAUGAGUCGCAGUCCUAGUCCUAGAGAGGACAGAAGUCCAAUGGAUGAUGUUGAUGAUGAAAAGCCUCAAUCAUUCAGAGGCGGCAGCGAGUCAUCCUAGAUUUGCUUUGCUUUGUCUUCGCAUGUCUGUUCCGUUGGCAAAUCUUAAACUGUGUACUUUUUUUUCGAGAUUUAAGAACUUUUUCCUGUGAUAUUGUUAGAUGUUCUACCUGUGCCGUGGCAGUUUGGUAAUGCUGAAUAUUUUUACUAUUUAA
Molecule: messenger RNA, 1429 nt
Organism: Daucus carota subsp. sativus
Lineage: Eukaryota; Viridiplantae; Streptophyta; Magnoliopsida; Apiales; Apiaceae
Product: serine/arginine-rich splicing factor RS2Z32
Exons: 7
Coding region: 421-1275 (284 amino acids)
Molecular function (GO): RNA binding; zinc ion binding
Source: RefSeq, a predicted model, not a curated record